This is a messenger RNA of Gymnogyps californianus (California condor), 621 nucleotides long. RefSeq names its product RNA-binding protein with multiple splicing-like. Gene Ontology annotation, molecular function: mRNA binding. The record is from RefSeq and is a predicted model, not a curated record. Lineage: Eukaryota; Metazoa; Chordata; Aves; Accipitriformes; Cathartidae.
AUGAGCAGCCUCCCCGCCGACCGGGAGGGCGGCCCCGCCGACACCGGCCUGCCCGAGGAGGAGGUGAGGACGCUCUUCGUCAGCGGGUUGCCUCUGGACAUCAAGCCCCGGGAACUUUACCUGCUCUUCAGGCCCUUUAAGGGGUACGAAGGGUCUCUCAUCAAACUCACCUCCAAGCAGCCCGUGGGCUUCGUCAGCUUCGACAGCCGCUCCGAGGCGGAGGCGGCGAAGAACGCGCUGAAUGGCAUCCGCUUCGACCCCGAGAUCCCCCAGACGCUGCGGCUGGAGUUCGCCAAGGCGAACACCAAGAUGGCCAAGAGCAAGCUGGUGGGCACCCCCAACCCCAGCACGCCUCUCCCCACCGCCGUACCUCAGUUCAUCGCCCGGGAGCCCUAUGAGCUCACAGUGCCUGCACUUUACCCCAGUAGCCCUGAAGUGUGGGGGCCGUACCCUCUGUACCCAGCGGAGUUAGCACCUGCUCUACCUCCUCCUGCUUUCACCUAUCCUUCGCUGCACGCCCAGGAGCGUCCAAGUCCCCACAACGCAGGGCUGACUGAGUCUCCCUUUUUCAGCCCGGAAAACACGGACUUUGGGGGGUUUAGCCUGCGUGCCCGGGUCUGA